Nannospalax galili (Upper Galilee mountains blind mole rat) is the source of this 1209-nucleotide messenger RNA. RefSeq names its product olfactory receptor 10AG1-like. Lineage: Eukaryota; Metazoa; Chordata; Mammalia; Rodentia; Spalacidae. Gene Ontology annotation, biological process: G protein-coupled receptor signaling pathway. The transcript has 3 exons. The record is from RefSeq and is a predicted model, not a curated record. The coding region runs from base 1 to 1209 and encodes 402 amino acids. Gene Ontology annotation, molecular function: G protein-coupled receptor activity; olfactory receptor activity. Gene Ontology annotation, cellular component: membrane.
AUGCAGGGAAGCUGCAGAGAAGCAGAGACCCGCAGCCACAACAGAGACGUGGAGCCACGGUGCUAUGAGACCUACGGCACCUCAGCGUCGGACAGCAACGCGGGACGCGGCAUGACGGAGAAGCCCGCGGGACCCGCACCACGACUCUCUAGGUAUCUGAACAGGAAAUUCUUCUCUGAUGAAAUAAAAUUUGUCAUUCUUUCUGACAGCAUGCUGGAUGUACUGUUCAAAGAACAUGCUGAAUUUAUCAUGUCUGCAGAUGGAAGGAAUAUUAAAACAGAAAAAUCAAAUAUCACAACAACGACAGAGUUUAUUCUCCUGGGGUUUUCUGAUGUUCCCCAUCUGAAGUGGAUUCUCUUUGGGAUAUUUUUCCUUGUGUACUUGUGUAUUGUGAUGUGCAACAGCAUUGUAAUUCUAGUAACAAGAAUUGACCCUGCUCUUCAGACUGCGAUGUAUUUUUUCCUCAACAAGUUUUCUUUUGUGGAAAUCUGUUACGUGACAGUCACUAUCCCAAGAAUGCUCGUGGACAUUUGUGCUCAAAAAGGAAACAUCUCUUUGCUAAAUUGUGCAAUACAAAUGUGGUUUUUUCUUCUAUUUGCAGCUAGUGAGUGCUUCCUCCUAACAGUGAUGGCCUAUGACCGCUAUGUGGCCAUUUGUAAGCCUUUGCUCUAUGCUCUGAUGAUGAACCACAGGGUGUGUGUACAGCUGCUGGCUGCCUGCUGGGCCAGUGUCAUUCCAGUUGUGACUGGACAGACGUACCUGAUUUUCUCAUUGCCCUUUUGUGGAUCUAACAGAAUUAAUCAUUUCUUCUGUGAUAUUCCACCUAUACUCAGUCUUGCUUGUGGAGACACAUUUGUGAACAAUUUAGCAAUCUUUACUGUUUCUGCAGUUACUAUCACGAUUCCGUUUCUGUUGAUAAUUGUCUCCUAUGGAAAAAUUAUCUGCAGCAUUCUGAAACUGUCAUCAACUGGUGGGAGGUCGAAAGCCUUCUCCACCUGCUCCUCUCAUCUGAUGGUUGUGGUCUUGUUCUAUGGAACAGCUGCUAUUACUUACAUACAACCCAAAGCAAACGCAUCUGAAGGAAUUGGAAAAUUAGUGUCUCUUUUCUACUCGGUUUUAAUUCCGCUGUUGAAUCCAAUUAUAUACACUUUGAGGAACAAGGAGAUCUCUGCAGCACUGAGAAAACUGCCAGCUAAGUUGCUAACAUAA